Messenger RNA from Rubroshorea leprosula, 1780 nucleotides. NCBI's taxonomy places the organism in Eukaryota, Viridiplantae, Streptophyta, Magnoliopsida, Malvales, Dipterocarpaceae. The record is from the annotation of a GenBank genome assembly.
GCAAACGCAACAGGGUAAGGGCGCGUGGGAGUUCACGAUUCGCAGUGAAAAUAAAAUGAAUUAGAUUUAGCCAUCACGCGACACGUGUAAAAUUAAUGAUAAAUUUAAUGUCUGGAAAGAUACAUAUCCCAGAAUUUUCAUUUCCAUUUCCAUAACCCUAGUCCACUGCGUCUUCCCCCUUUUGCAUCUGCUCCUUCCUCUUUCGAUCUCAAGAGAGAAAGGGAGGAGAGAAUGUCAAGUGGCAGAAAUACACAUUGGUGUUACAGAUGCAGGCGGCCAGUUCGUCUUCGAGGGCAUGAUUCAGGGUGCCCCUAUUGUAGUGGAGAAUUUGUUCAAGAACUUGAUGAUAUGGUACGUAUCAGCCCUUAUGAUUUCUUCGGAGUAGAUGGUGAUGAAGAUCGUGACCAGAGGUUUGGGCUUGUGGAAGCUUUGUCAGCCUUCAUGAGACAUCGGUUGGCUGACAGAAGUUUUAACCAUGAUAUCAGGGGAAGAUCUGAUUCGGUCUCUGAGUUAAGCCAACCCUUUGGACCAUUGUUGAUUUUUGGUGGCCAAAUUCCUUUUAGGUUGUCUGGGAAUGGUGGGUUUGAAGCCCUUUUUAAUGGGGCUCCUGGAAUUGGCUUUGCACGGGGUAAUGCUGGAGACUAUUAUAUAGGUCCUGGACUAGAAGAAUUGUUUGAACAGCUUUCAGCUAAUGACCGCAGGGGCCCUCCCCCAGCAUCUCGAUCUUCUAUUGAUGCAAUGCCUACAAUCAAAAUUGCACAGAGGCAUCUUCGUUCUGAUUCACACUGUCCCGUGUGCAAGGAUAAAUUUGAACUUGGUUCUGAAGCAAGACAAAUGCCAUGCGACCAUAUGUAUCACUCAGAUUGCAUUGUCCCAUGGUUAGUGCAGCAUAAUUCCUGCCCUGUUUGUCGUCAAGAGCUGCCACCACAAGGGUCUAGUAGCAGCCAGGGUCGUCAAAGCUCUAGCAGUCGAAGGAGGAGCAGCACUCUUGGUUCUAAUUCCAGUGGAAGGGAUAAUGGCAGGGAGGGUCAACCAAGACGCCCAUGGUCCUAUUUGUGGCCGUUUCGUUCAUCUAAUUCUAGCUCAAACCACAAUGGAGCAGCUGGAAGCAGCUCACCACCACCAGUGCAUGAGAACAACCACCAAACGGGUUACACUGGGUGGCCUUUUGACUAAGUGUGUAUUUUUCUGCUGUUGUAACCAGAAUAUAAUACCCAAUUUUAUCUCCAGCAAGUUACAAGGACCAGAAGUGGUUUGUGUCAUUCUAGUUUUAAAACGGUCAGUUUGAGAGAGAUUGGGGGUCUACUUAAUGCUGCAUCUUUUAUGUAAAUGACUUUUACCGUCAUUCGUGAAAUACUUUGUGAAUUUUCGAUUGUGUUGUCUAGAAUUCUAUAUCUGAUGCGUCUGUUAAUAAUGUACGUGGUUGCUUUGCUCGUCAUGCUGUGUUGGAACUUAAAAUAAAAAUGCUGGAAUUGUAUUUUUAAUGUUAAGGUCAUUAUUGGAAGCUUCUGAAUCAUGAGAGAUCGUUGCCCAGAAAAUAGCAAUCAUGAUAGAUUAUUGUUCUUUACAUAUAUAUGUAGGAAGUUAGUUGCUUGAUAUUGUGAGGGUAUAUACUUUUAAUUUUGCUUUGAACAGUCUAGGUGUCUUUGGUAUAGUUUUUGUAUGUUUUGGAGAUUAAUUGUUUUUCGAGUAAUUGUGCACACAACAUUUUCCUAUCCUAACAAUCUUAAAAAGAUAUUCUCAUAUCUUUUGGUUGUUUUACUAAAACUAAACUUUAAAU